GCAAGUACGUCGCAGCAACAGCUUUCCAUUGGGCCACCUUCCUGACGUCUUUGCUUUGGGUUGGGCUCAUUGCAAAUGAAGUCCUGUCGCUGCUGUCUGUGCUAGGAGAGAUCAUAGGUCUGUCGCCGACAACAAUGGGCAUCACGAUGUUGGCUUUAGGCAAUACUGUGGAUAACGUAUUCGCCUCUUAUGGUCUGGCCACUUCCGGUGAGUUCCUGGUUGCAAUGACGGGCACGUAUGCUGCAGACACGUUCACCAUGCUCUGCGUGGUUGGAUCGAUUCUGUUGAUGCU
Molecule: messenger RNA, 292 nt
Organism: Symbiodinium pilosum
Lineage: Eukaryota; Dinophyceae; Suessiales; Symbiodiniaceae
Source: the annotation of a GenBank genome assembly